Arabidopsis arenosa is the source of this 2203-nucleotide messenger RNA. The record is from the annotation of a GenBank genome assembly. Lineage: Eukaryota; Viridiplantae; Streptophyta; Magnoliopsida; Brassicales; Brassicaceae.
ACAGUUUCUCUUUGUCUUCGUUCUCUGCUCCUCCAUCGAUGGCGGCGAAUAAUCAUCAUCCCAAGGAUGAGGCUUAUCUCUCAUCCGUCAUCCCCAAGCGUAUCAGGCUCUUCGAGGAAAUCCAAGCCGAACAACUUGAGCAGCUUCAAUCUCGGCCACACGAUCCGAUCAAGAUUACUCUUCUCCCAGACGGUAUCGUGAAAGAGGGGAAGAGAUGGGAGACAACUCCAAUGGAUAUUGCAGUGCAGAUUUCUAAGGGUUUAGCCAAAUCUGCACUGGUUUCUUCGGUUGAUCAUGUCCUGUGGGACAUGAAUAGGCCCCUGGAAGGUGAUUGUUCGCUAGAGAUUUUCGGAUUUGACAGCGACCAAGGCCGUGAUACUUUCUGGCAUUCUAGUGCUCACAUUCUAGGCCAGGCUCUCGAGCAGCAGUAUGGAUGCAAGCUAUGCAUUGGACCCUGCAAAACCACAGAUGAGGGUUUCUAUUACGAUGCCUUUUAUUAUGGCAAUCUGGGCUUAAACGACGAUCAUUUUCCAAACAUCGAAGCAGGUGUUGCGAAAGCUGUUCGGGAGAGACAACCAUUCGAAAGGAUUCAAGUGACCAAGGAUCAGGCACUCGAGAUGUUUUCUGAUAAUAAAUUUAAGGUUGAAAUCGUCAAUGACGACUUGGCUGAAGAAGAGAGCAUUACAGUCUACAGAUGUGGCUCCUUGGUUGAUUUGUGUCCCGGACCACAUAUACCAAAUACUUCUUUUGUGAAAGCUUUCAAGUGUUUGAAGGCGUCAGCCUCUUACUGGAGAGGUAAGAGCGACCGCGAGAGCUUGCAGAGAGUUUAUGGGAUAUCUUAUCCGGAUAACAAGCAACUCAAGGACUAUCUUAAGUCUAUAGAAGAAGCAAAGAAAUAUGACCACCGACUAUUGGGCAAACAGCAGGAUCUAUUCUUUUGUCACGAAUUCAGCCCUGGCAGUUGGUUCUUCCACGAACAUGGAGCUAUCGUUAUGUCACCAAAUAUGUUCAACAUGAAACUCUGGGAAACAUCAGGACAUGCUCAAAACUACAAGAAAAAUAUGUUUACGUUAGAUGUAAGAGUGCAUGCAAAGCUCAACAGUCUUCUUGACUUUGUUACUUCAAUUGAUGAACAAGAAUUCGGGCUCAAGCCUAUGAAUUGCCCGGGUCACUGCUUGGUCUUCCAAGACAAAGUUCGCUCAUAUAAAGAAUUACCCAUUAGAAUAGCGGAUUUUGGAGUGUUACAUCGAAAUGAGGAAAGUGGAGCACUUAGUGGAAUGACCCGUGUCCGACGGUUCGUACAGGAUGAUGCACACAUAUUCUGUAAAGUGGAUCAGGUUGGAGAAGAAGUGAAGGGUGUGUUGGAUUUCAUUGACUAUGUUUACAAAAUAUUUGGCUUUACCUAUGAGCUAAAGCUUUCAACGAGGCCAGAGAAGAAGUACAUUGGAGAUUUGGAAACAUGGGAUAAAGCUGAAAAGGAUCUUGAAAAAGCGCUAGAUAAUUUUGGAAAGCCAUGGGUUAUAAACAAAGGAGACGGUGCAUUUUACGGCCCAAAGAUAGACAUAACAGUUUCUGAUGCAAUGAAAAGGAAAUUCCAGUGUGCUACUUUACAGCUUGAUUUUCAACUUCCGGCUCGCUUCAAACUUGACUACAUAACUGAAAAAAACGAAAAGGAGAGACCUGUGAUGAUUCAUAGAGCAGUGUUGGGAUCUGUUGAGCGUAUGUUUGCCAUAUUGUUGGAGCAUUACAAAGGAAUUUGGCCCUUCUGGCUUAGUCCGCGCCAGGCCAUAGUUUGCUCUCUUUCAGAGGAUUAUAGUUCCUAUGCAAAACAGGUACAAAAACAGAUUCAUGAAGCUAGGUACUAUGUUGAUAUUGAUGAAAGUGACAGAAGCAUCUGUAAAAAGGUGGCAGAUGCUCGGGCUGCACCAUACAACUACAUAUUGGUGGUAGGUCACAAAGAGGCUACAACGGGACAGGUGACAGUUCGGCUCAGAGAGGACCCUGCAGGCCGUAAAGACUUGCCAGAGAUGAGCAUCGACAGUUUGCUGGAUGAAUUCAAGUUCAAGACAGUCAACUUUCUCUGAGAUCCGAUGUUAUAUAUGGGUUAAAAAUUCAUUUUCCUGUUGAUGAUGAAUGUAUUUCUUUUAUAAUAGUCUUUUUCGUUGUACCAAGACAUAUUUUGGAAUAAAAGGUACUGUUGAAA